Molecule: messenger RNA, 5388 nt
Organism: Sorex fumeus (smoky shrew)
Lineage: Eukaryota; Metazoa; Chordata; Mammalia; Eulipotyphla; Soricidae
Gene: CFAP65
Product: cilia and flagella associated protein 65
Exons: 32
Coding region: 1-5388 (1795 amino acids)
Source: RefSeq, a predicted model, not a curated record
AUGGCCACGUGCGUGCAGCUCACUAGCACCAUGGAUGCUGAGAUGUGCUUUCCCAAGAAGCCAGAGAGAAUGAAGAAGAGGGUUGUCUGGGGCAUGGAGGUGCCCGUGGAACUGCGGUGGAAGGGCUGGGAGCUCGGGAAGGAGAUCACCAAGAACCUGGUGCUCAAAAACCUGUCUCUGAAGACGCAGAGGAUGAAGUACAGGCCCCCUAAGACCAGGUUCUUCUUCACGGUCAUCCCGCAGCCCAUCUUCCUGAGCCCAGGCAUAAGCUUUACACUCCCCAUCAUCUUCCGACCUCUGGAGAAGAUAGAGUACAGGGACCAGCUGUGGUUUGAGAAAGAAGAGGGGGUGUUCACUGUGGACCUACGGGCCACCUUGCCCCAGCACACCCUAAUGGCCCCUCCGUGCCUGCAGUUGCCCAUGUGCGCCGUGGGGGACGCGGUGCAGGGUUGGUUCUGCCUGGACAAUGUGGGGGACCUGCCCUCCUUCUACAGCUGGGAGUGCCCCAGCCCCUUCCAGAUCCUGCCCACCACUGGUCUGAUACUGCCGGGCCAGACCGCCCACAUGAAGGUCACCUGUCAUCCGGUAAUGGCCAUCAUCUAUGAGGUGCAGGCCACGUGCUGGUACGGGGAGAACAACGAGCAGAAAAGCUGCAUCCACUUGCGGACUGUGGCCAAGUACCCGCAGCUGCUGGUGGGCAUCAUGCAGAAGCGGCCAGAAGACCAGGACGAGGAGGGCGAGCAGAAAGUGCUGCACUUCGGCCCCGUGGCCCUGGGCAACACCGCCGAGAGGCAGAUCGAGCUGUAUAACCCGUCGCUGGUGAGUGCCCCCUUCAGGAUAGAGAAAGCCGAGCCCACUUUGACCGAAGACCGGACCUUCUGGUGCUCCCAAGUCCAGGGGAUCCUGCGGCCAGGGGAGAAGAAACACCUGUCCCUGUUCUUCUGCCCAGCGACUUUGGACGGCAGAACCAGGGACUACUUCUCCAUCAUACCCUGCGGCUCCACCUCCCAAACCCCGCUCAAAGUCAUUGGUUGCUGCACAGGUCCUGCUGUCUCCCUGCAGCGCCCCUGCGUGGACUUCAGAUGGAUCAACCUCGGGGCGCGCGCGGAGCAGCGCCUGUGGAUAGAGAACAAGUCCGAAUGCACCGCCUACUUCCAGUUCGCCAUCGACUGCCAGGAGAGCGUCUUCAGCAUCCAGCCGGCCUUCGGGACCCUGGAGGGCAAGGCCCGCCGGGUCCUGCGCUGUGUUUUCCAGCCCGCCCAGCCCUUCAUCUACUUCCGGAGAGUGGCCUGUGUCAUCCACCAUCAGGACCCGCUCUUCCUGGACCUGAUCGGGACCUGCCACUCCGACAGCUCCAAGCCAGCCGUCCUGAGGCCGGCGCACCUGGCAUGGUACCGCACACACCUGGCGCGGGGCCUGACGCUGUACCCGCCCGACAUCCUGUGUGCCAUGCUUACGGAGAAGAAGCUGGAGCAGGACCUCGACGGGGCCCUCAUGCUCUCCACGGAGGACACACCAGCCCCACAGUACCCCUUCGUGCCCCCCAUGACCGAAUUCUUCCUGGAUGGCACCGGCAACUUGACCAUCUUCCCCCCCCACGUCAGCAUCGAGCCCGUCCAAGUGGACUUUGGGGGCUGCCCCGGGCCCCAGCACCCCAACCCCAUCCCCCUGUGCCUGACGAACCACACCAAGGGCAAGGUCACAGUGGUCUGGACACACAGGUCUGACUGCCCCUUCUGGGUGACCCCAGAGAGCUGCGAGGUGCCCCCGCUCAAGUCCAUGGCCAUGCGCCUGCACUUCCACCCGCCGCACCCUAGGGGGCUCUUCUCUGUGGAGCUUGAAGCCUUUGCACUCUAUAAGGUACUCCUGAGAUACCACAAUAUCGAAAAGGACUGUACCGUGUGCCCAUCCUGGUGCCUGAAGGUGCAGGCCCAAGGCCACAGCUACCCCGCGGCCACGGAGCACCACAUCCCCCAGUACUCCCUGGACGCCCCCAAGCUCUUUCCGGCCGUGUCCCCAGGGGAACCCUCCUACAGGAGCCUGCUUCUAGCCAACACAGGCUCCCUGCUGCUCACCUUCAGUCUCGCGCCCCAAAGCAGCUCCCACAUCUCCCUGCGGCCCAGCUCGGGCCUGGUGGCCGCAGGGGCCCACCAGAUCUUUCUCAUCUGCACGUACCCCAAGGGCCAGGCCUGGACGCCUCACGAGAUCUUCCUGCAGUUCAAUUUCUACCCCGAGUAUCUCAAGGAGGUGACGCUGCAGAGCCGGGAGGAGCCGCAGCAGCUGCAGCUGGACACCUCCCAGGCCAUCUACUUCCGGCCCACCUGGGUGGGCAACUCCUCCACCAGCCCCUUCACCCUGCGCAACCCCUCGCGCCUGCCCCUGGAGUUCGAGUGGAGGGUGUCCCAGCAGCACCGGAAGAUGCUGGAAGUGCAGCCCUCUAGGGGCGUCAUCCAACCCAACGAGAGACUGACCCUGACAUGGAUCUUCAGCCCUCUGGAGCAGACCAAGUACCUGUUCCGAGAAGGACUGUGUGUCUGGGAAGCCGGCCUGCCCCCGGAGACCAAGCCCCCCACCACCACCCACUACCUGCUCCGGCUGGUGGGCGUGGGCGUCCUCAGUAAUAUCUCUGCCAAGGAGAAGGAACUGGACUUUGGGAACCUGCUGGUAAGCUCCAAGCAGUCUCGGGAGCUGGUGAUUCUGAACGAAGGCAACUGCGCCCUUUCCUACCGCCUGUUCCUGGAGCAGAAUAGCCCGCCUGUCAGCCCUGGGGAGCCCCUGGCGCUGCAAAUGGCGCCCUCGGAGGGCAGCAUGCCGCCCCGGUCUCAGGAGGUCAUCUACCUGUCCGCCCAUCCCAAACUCCGCUGCCACUACUCCUGGACUAUCAGCUACUCCCUCCUGUCCCAGAGAGAUAACACGGUGGGGGAGAAGCAGCCCCUGUGCCACGUCUCCCUGAUGGCCACCUACCCCUUCCUCUCUGUCCUGGACAUCUGCCCCCUGGGCAGCGCCGAGGGCAUCACCCGCAAGCAGCUAUGGCAACUCUUUUCCCUGGACACCCUCAACAGCUACCUGGAGCGGGACCCCACGCCCUGGGAACUCACCUAUAGGGUGCCCACCCGGCACAGCACCAGCCAGAUCCCCCCCGUCUACACCUCUCUGAAGCUGGACUUCAAUUUUGGGGCUGCCCCGCUGGAGGCUCCCCCAUCCGUGGUGCUCCUGGCCUUGAAGAACAAGGGUCUGAUAGCCCUGGACUGGGCCUUCCUCUUCCCCAGCGACCAGCAGAUCGACUUGGAGGUGUGGGCGGAGCAGGGCGAGUUCAGCAGCACCGAGCUGCACCAGAUGCGGGUGCAGGACAACCGCCUGUUCUCCAUCAUCCCCAAGGCCGGCACACUGGGCCCCGGGCAGGAGCAGCUGGUGGAGUUAAAAUACAGCCACCUGUUCGUUGGCACUGACCGUCUCCCCGUGCUCCUCAAGGUGUCUCAUGGCCGGGAGGUCCUGCUUAACUUCAUCGGCGUGACAGUGAAGCCGGAACAGCCAUACGUGCACUUCCCCACCACCAGUCACCAAUUCGUCCCUGUCCCCAUCGGCAAGAAAAUGCCCCCGCGCCAGAUUUACGAGUUGUACAAUGGUGGCUCCGUGCCGGUGACAUAUGAGAUCCAGACCGACAUCCUGUCAUGGGUGCAGGAAAAAAAUUUCGGACACCCCAUCUUCACCUGCCUCAACCCCAAAGGGGAGAUCAAACCAGGCACCACCGCCCGCAUCCUCUGGAUCUUCUCACCCAUCGAGGCCAAGACCUACCAGGUGAACGUGCCCAUCCACAUCCUGGGCUGGAACUCAGCCAUCAUCACCUUCUACGGGGUGGGCUAUGACGCCCACAUUAUGGGCGAGACAGCCCCGUUCCACAACAUCACAUCAUGGGACAACAGCUGCGUGUACUCGAGGAUGAUGGUUCCUGGGCAGAACGUCUUCCUGUCCCAGUCCCACAUCUCCCUGGGAAACAUCCCCGUGCAGAGCAAGUGCAGCCGCCUGCUGUUCCUCAACAACAUCUCCAAGAAGGAGACCAUCGUCUUCGUCUGGAUGCUGCGGUCGCUGGACUUCGGGGAGUUGUCUGUGACUCCCAUGAGCGGGAAGCUGGCCCCCGGGGAGACGAUGCCCUUCGUGGUGACCCUGAAGACCACCACACACAGCAGCUUCUACAGCACAGAGCUGGUGUGCAAGGUCUACCAGCAGGAGAAACUCCAGCAGUUCCACAGGGACCUGCGGGCGUGGAGUGCCCAGAAGCAGCGGCAGGAGGAGGAAUUCAUCAUCACAGACAGGACGGUGAAGAGAAGGACCUGCUGUGCCGUCACAGAGGCCGUGAGGAAGUACAAGACACUGCCCCCGAUCAAGCACCAGCUGUCACCCAGCCUGCCGGCCUGCUGGAACCUGCAGAUCCCCCAGGAGAAGCCGACGUGGCCGUGCCCGCAGGCGCCCCAGCCCAGCCUGCUCUACCUGGGCCUCACCGCACGGGCCCACACCGUCGACUCCUUCCUGGACAACUUCUCCAGCUUUCCCUGCUUCUUCCUGCACUGGGAACUGCCCAAGAAGAAGCCCCCCCAGGAAGAGGCAGCAGCUUCCAGGAAGGACCCCCCUGACCUGGGGCUCUCCGUCAGCAUGCAGGAGAAGCAGCUCCUCACUGACUGUCUCUGCACCAUCAUCAGAGGCCUGUUGGAAGACAAGACCUUCCACGACGCCAUAGACCGAGGCCUGGAGGAGCAGGUCCCCUACUUCUCCCAGUUCUGGGAUGAGGAUCUGAUCAGGUUCAGGAUUCAGACAAGCAGUAGCCGGCACCUCUGCCGGGUUCACCGUGCCAGCAACUUCAGUGGUGGCGGUGGCAGCGGCGGGCAGGACAGGGGAGACCAGAGCCUGGAGAAGAAGGAGGCGGGGGAAGAGGAGAGGGCCAGAGAGGAAGAGGAGAUCCUGGAGGAGGAGGAAGAGGAGGAGGAGGAGGAGGAGAGGGAGGAGGCGGGGGAGGAGGACGGCCUGGGGGAGAAGGAAGAGAAGCCGGCAUGGCCCGAGACGCAGCCCGCGCUGGGCCCUGAGUUCCAUCGGUCCCUCAAGUGGGAGCGGCAGCACAAGGAACUGCAGGUGGCCUUGAAGGAGGAGAAGGAACUGCGGGAGAAGGAGGUCAUCAGACGGCUUCCGGCCUUCGCCAACCUGCAGGAAGAGCUGAUGGAGAACAUGAUCAGGAACGUCCUGGUGGAGGCGAGCCUCGGGGAGGUGGUGCUCACCUCGCGGCCUCGGGUCAUCGCUCUGCCUCCGCUCAACGCGCCCAGGCUUCGAAGUCCCGACCUGCAGCUGCUGCGCACGGUGCAGCAAGAAACACCUUGCUCGUCCCUGCACCUACAAUAA